AUGGAGAACGUAGAGAAGAUAUACAUCCGGAACAAAGCCGAGCUGUCGGACAACUUCUUCUACUUCUACAACUGGGUGAAGCUGAACUUUAACACGUGCCUGAUCAUAAGCGAGAACAGCAGCCUGCGGAGCAGCGUGCUGUUGGAGCUGCUGAAUGGGAAGAAGCUCGUGUUGAGCGAAAUCAACGUGUGCGAGGCGUUGUUCCGGCUGGCAUGCGGGGGGAUCAGCGGUGAGAGUAGCGGCGGGGUUAGCGGUGAGAUUAGCGAUGUGUCGUGCCACCACCGCAUUGAUGCCCUUUACGCGGAGGAGCUGAAGUUCUUCCUGAAGGGGCGGCUGGCGAGCGACAAACCCGUGGACGAGCAGUUCCUCGAACGGGUGGAGGCCGAAAUGGCGCUGCAGAAGGGGUUCUGCAAGGAGAGGCUGAGCUUCCUGGACUUCCUUCUUUUCUCCAUUUUUAAGAAAGCCAAAGUGGAUCAAGUGGAGGGGAACAAGUACCCCCACCUGGGCGCGUGGCUUUCCAAAAACAACUUCCCCAUAAAGGAGGAAGACAUGAACUCCUUUGCCAGCACCAACUUCAUUCAGCAAAUUAUAGAAGACGAUUUGAAGAGGAAGAAGCACACGUGUGUGAUUACGAGAUUUCCACCUGAACCGAACGGUUACCUCCACCUUGGUCAUGCAAAAAGUAUAUGCCUGAAUUUUGGGCUAUCGGAGAAGUAUGGAGGGAGGACGCACCUACGGUUUGAUGAUACCAACCCGGUGACGGAGGAAGUGAGGUACAUCGAAUCUAUCCAGGAGGAUGUCAAGUGGUUGGGAUUCGAUUGGAAUGAGCAUUUGUACUUCGCUUCGGACUACUUCGACCAGCUAUACGAAUGGGCCAUCCAAUUGAUUAAGCAGGGGGAUGCCUACGUAGAUGACCAGUCAAUUGAGCAGAUUAGGGAAAAUCGAGGCAGCUUAAAACAACCGGGGGUGAACUCUCCCUUUAGGGAAAGAAGUGUGGAGGAGAAUUUGACCCUUUUUAGGAAAAUGAAAGAGGGAGAGUUUGCAGAAGGGGAGAGGGUCCUCAGGGCAAAAAUAGAUAUGGCUUCUGGGAAUAUUAACUUAAGGGACCCGAUCCUCUACCGCAUUAUGCAUAAGGUGCAUCCGAAGAGUGGAGACAAGUGGGUCAUCUACCCCAUGUAUGAUUUUGCCCACGGGCAGUCAGAUUCUAUUGAGAAAAUUACCCACUCUAUUUGUACCCUCGAAUUUGAAACGCAUAGGCCGCUCUACGAAUGGUUUCAGGAGAAGCUGGGCAUUUACAGGACGAGACAAAUUGAGUUUGCUCGACUGAAUGUAACCUACAUGGUGAUGAGCAAAAGGAAGCUCCUCACCUUGGUGAAUGAAAAGUACGUGGAUGGGUGGGAUGACCCACGGAUGCCUACCAUCUCUGGGAUGAGAAGGAGAGGCUACAGCCCAGAAGCCAUCAAGGAUUUCUGUGCCAAAGUUGGUGUAGCAAAAAGGGAAAAUAUCAUUUCCUAUGAGUUACUAGAACUUUGUGCCAGGGAGGAUAUGAAUAAGAAGGCCAAGAGACUCUUCGCCAUUUUGAAGCCCCUAAAGGUUGUUAUUACCAAUUUUGUUCCGGACAAUGAGGAGCUACACGAGUUGAGUGCUCUGAACCAUCCCAAGAAUGAAUCCAUGGGGCAGAGGAUGAUGAAGUUUGAAGAGGAGAUCUACAUCGAUGAGGAGGACUUCCUGGAGAACCCCCCUGAGCAUUUCUAUCGACUCGCCCCCAACCGGACCGUUCGACUGAGGUACGCCUUCUGCAUCACGUGCCACGAGGUCGUCCGGGAUGCGGCCACCAACAGGGUCGUCGAGCUCAGGUGCACGUACGACCCGGAGAGUAAGAGCGGCGUGGGUAGCGGCGGUGUCAGCGGCGUUGGCGGAGUCAGCGGUACGUCCGCCGCUACCCCCAACCAGGGCUGCCCCGAAAGCUUGCGGAAAGUAAAAUCCACCAUCCACUGGGUAGCCAAGUCGAACGCGCAAAGCGCCCAGUUCAGAAUCUACGACAAGCUGUUUACCAAGCCGAACCCAGAGUCGUCCAAUGACGACCAGGAGGACGUGGAGAAGCUGAUGGAGAAUUACACAACCCAGUUGGGAAAGCAAGACGGCUGCGAGGAAGAAGAGGAAACCUCCUCCCCCCCCGUGGAACAGCAAAGCGAAGCUGAUGGGAACAACCUGGGGUGGAGAAAAUACAUCAAUAAAAACUCCCUACAGAUUCACCAGGGAAUCGUGGAGAAGUAUGCCACCACUUGCAACGUGGGAGAAGCUAUCCAGUUCGAGCGUAUUGGGUUCUUCACCAAGGAUAGGGACUCCACGGAGGAUUGCCCUGUGUUCAACCUGACCGUGGCGCUGGUGGAGAAUAGUGCGCUGAAGAAGAAGAAGGAGGACCUAGUGAAGAAGGAGCUGGACCGCCUGAAGCGGGAGAAGGCCACCUCCGAGCGCCGCCUCAAGCGGGAGGAGCGCAAGCUGCGCGAGCAGCGCAAGUUGGAGCAGGCGGCAGGGGGAAAGGCCGACGCAGGCCAAGUCGGCGCUGCGGAUGUUGCAGCCAGUUGA
Messenger RNA from Plasmodium vivax (malaria parasite P. vivax), 2589 nucleotides. RefSeq names its product glutaminyl-tRNA synthetase, putative. The record is from RefSeq and is a predicted model, not a curated record. Lineage: Eukaryota; Apicomplexa; Aconoidasida; Haemosporida; Plasmodiidae. Gene Ontology annotation, molecular function: ATP binding; glutamine-tRNA ligase activity. Gene Ontology annotation, cellular component: cytosol; cytoplasm. The transcript has a single exon. Gene Ontology annotation, biological process: glutaminyl-tRNA aminoacylation; translation. Bases 1 to 2589 code for a protein of 862 amino acids.